Messenger RNA from Auxenochlorella protothecoides, 1446 nucleotides. RefSeq names its product Vacuolar amino acid transporter 5. Gene Ontology annotation, molecular function: amino acid transmembrane transporter activity. The transcript is spliced from 8 exons. The record is from RefSeq and is a predicted model, not a curated record. NCBI's taxonomy places the organism in Eukaryota, Viridiplantae, Chlorophyta, Trebouxiophyceae, Chlorellales, Chlorellaceae. Gene Ontology annotation, biological process: amino acid transmembrane transport. The coding region runs from base 1 to 1446 and encodes 481 amino acids.
AUGUCUUCGUCACCCUUUGAGGCUGCGGCCAGCCCCGGGGGUCGUGUCGUGAUCCCCGCCCCGGCGGUGACCCCUCCCCCAUUCCCCUCGGAGGUGCGCGAGCCCCUGCUCACCCCCCGCAUCAGCUCCUACCGCUCCCAGUCCAUGCAGCCUCCCAGCUCAUGGGAGGCGGGGACGCACAUGGUGAAAUCUAUCCUGGGGGUGGCGCUGCUGGCCUUGCCCCGCGUGUUCUCCAUGCUGGGGAUCGGGGCGGGCUCCAUCUGCCUGGCGGCAGUCGCCCUGCUGGCCUACGCCUCCCUGCACGCCCUGGCGAAGGCGUCGGCCCGCACGGGGGUCAUGAACAUGUCGGUUCUGGCCAGGGAGGAGCUGGGGGUGACCGGCCAGGCGGUGCUGGACAUGGCACUCAUCUUCAACUGCUUUGGGAUGCUGGUGGUGUACCUGGUGGUCAUCGGUGACAUGCUGGUGGGCUCCCCCGGCGAGCCGGGCAUCCUCACCCAGGACUGUGGAUCCAGGAGGGUGGUCCUGGCGGUGGUGGCCGUGGUCCUCCUCGCCCCCCUGGUCUCCUCUACCAGCACGCAGAGCCGCUCGCUGGCCGGGGCGUCGGCCCUGGGCGUGGCAGCCAUCCUGCUGUGGGCCGCCGUGUCCCUGAUUCUCUUCAUCAUCGCAGCAAACAACGGUGCCCUGAGCCACAUGCACUGGUGGCCCAAGGGGCAUGCGCUGAUUGGGCACGGCUUCAAGUCUGCGGUGGAGCUGACCUCCCUGCUCUCCAUCAUGCUGGUCGCCUACACUUGCCACUGGACCCUGCAGCACUCCAUGCAGAGCGCAAGCUCCGUGAGGGAGCGCCAGGCACAGGGCGUGUCGGCCGGCGCCAUCGCGGCCAGCACGGCCACCUUCCUCCUCAUCUCCAUCUGCUCCUACGGCGUCUUUGGCAACGCCACAUCCGCUGAUGUCAUCAACAACUACUCGGUGGAGACGCUGUCCAAGCUGCUCAUCCCUGAGCUGGCUCAAGCAGGCUUCUUUGGCAUCCGUCUCGGAGUGCUCAUUGCGCUCCUGUUGUCCUUUCCCCUGCAUGCGAGUGGCAGAGAAGGGAUGAGGAUGGCGCCCCUGCGGACCUCCCUGUGGCAGCUCGUCUUCCGCCAGCCCCUGCAAGGACCUGGCCUGUACCUGGUAACCUAUGUGACCCUCGGCGCGGCAUGGCUCGCGGCGGCCCACCUCAGCGACAUCUGGAGUGUCUUGAUCCUCAUCGGAUCGACUGCAGGCGUGCUCAUCUCCCUGAUCCUGCCCGGCCUGCUCUCCGUCGGCAUGGAGGAGACCCUGACCGAGACCCGGGGCUCCAAGAUCCGCCGCCAGGGCGGCGGCCUGGUGCUGAUCCUCUUCGGCAUUGGCAUUGGGGCAGCAGGCAUCCUGCACCUCGCCAUGUACGCCGGCAAAACCCCCCACUUCUGA